AGCAUUUUACACGGUGUGUCCGCCAUUUUCUUACUAAUACACCAAUGACGGGCUUCGUCUAGCUCUACACAGCUGUCCUGGUCUUCCUCACCCAACGGGUUGCGAUGUCAAGGGCCCUUGUACGCCGUCUGAAGUUAACUACCAUACACGACAUCUUCAGCGCAUGGGCAGGCCUUGGUUCCGCACUCAGUAAUGUCUGGAAACAAACUCGUAUCCCUGCAUCGUUGUGGGCGACCACUGCUGUGACAACCUACCUUGUAUGCAUCUCUGUGCUGCAUGUCACCUCUUCCACCCUCCUACAAUUUCAAACAUUCAACUCUUCUGUGACAACCAAUAUUUCAACAACACUAGGAUGGGUAGAUAUAUCAAGUAGUGUUGCGAAGAACCCGGAAGCUAUGACUGCAUCUUUACCGGCUAUCAGUCGAUUUCCUGGAUUUCUCUCUGCAGGGAUAUCAAAUAAUACAGUCUAUGACACCCUGCAAACGAGCUCUAUAGUCGGACGUGCAACGGUGAAUGCAAUGACGAUAACCUCGAGUUGCGGAUUACUUCCAAAUGUCACAUACUCUCGAAAUAACAACACAGCAAGUGCUCCGCUUGGUAAUGGAAAUAUUAUGGAAAUGAUUGGAUCUUCCCCCUGGACAGACCAGAUACGAGUACUUCAAAAUGGCGGCGGUCCGAUCAAUGCAUCCGACGUGUACGCAACCCCUGCCGUCUUGUUAAUGGUCUCUACUUUGUUGGAGAUCGAGCCUUCAGUACAAAAGGAGGUUGCGGUACCGGCAAUUUGGGUAUGUCCAGUGGUGAUCGACAUGCAAACCAACACUUUAGAGAAUCCCAUGCCUGUCCCGCAGCCAUCCACGCAAUGGGAGGAAACGCUUCAGUGGACAUCCACCGACUGGUCAGCAAAUGUUGGUUACAUUCUUUCUAUUGCAGGCGGUAGCGGGUAUCGAUUUAUAGAUCAAUCUGACUAUACCAGCGAACCCUCGAUUGUGGAUGAGUUCAGACCUUACUUUUGCUAUGAUACUGCCACGAUGCCUUACCCAUGGUCUUUUAUUCUAGGUCUAUAAUGACAUUGGUAGGAUUGGAUCUCUCAGCUCAAUAUCUCCAAUCGUCCACCGACUGGGACCAACCUCCCGUUUCUGAUUUCACCUUGAGCCGGGAUAAACUAGAAGCCGCUAUUGCGCAAACAGUUGCACAAGUCACUUGAAUGGGUGAGGGAUCAUGCUAGUAUGCAUGGCUCUGUUAUUACUCACACUGCGUCACCAACUCAGCAGAGCGAAUGAAUGGAGGAAUUCAACCUGGCAAUGGGACGGCCCUUGCCUAUGAGGAGGUGAUCGCCCUACGCCUGAAUGUCAGUAUUAACUGCACAAAACCUCUUUC
Suillus subaureus is the source of this 1377-nucleotide messenger RNA. RefSeq lists its product as uncharacterized. The transcript is spliced from 5 exons. The coding region runs from base 105 to 1064 and encodes 319 amino acids. Lineage: Eukaryota; Fungi; Basidiomycota; Agaricomycetes; Boletales; Suillaceae. The record is from RefSeq and is a predicted model, not a curated record.